AUGACCUAUAGCACACAGGGCAACAAGUCUCUGGAAGUCGACACCAACGGAUCGACUUUCUACGUCGUUGGAGGUAUCACCACGCCUUCAAAUAUCUCCAGCGAGGUUAUUUCCUUCGAUGUCAACAAUGGGACUUGGACUCAACUUACCCAACUCCCCAAUACUGGUCGAACAAAAAUGGCCUGUGCUGUACAGAAGGACACGCUUGUCAUCUGGGGAGGAUUUACUGAUGCUUUGGAGAGUAUUGUCUCAGACGGCACCCCGUUAUUGCUUGAUAUCACAAAAAAUGUAUGGAUCCAUGAUUUUGGGAACUCAACCCAGACUGGACCUGGUUCUAGUCCGACCCUUCCAACCGAAAAGAAAGGUCAGUCCAAUCUAGGAGCCAUUAUUGGAGGAAUCGUUGGCGGUCUGGCAGUAGUCGCACUGGUGGCUGGGUUCUUUGUCUUUAGACGGAGAAGGGUACGCAAUACGAAAUCUGGGGCCCAGGUGCUUCCUAGAGGCGCACCACCUCCGCCGUCGUUGAGUGGGAAGAGUGCCGGCGGACAAGUCAAUGUGCCCAUGAAUGAGUACACCACCAUUAGCUCUCCAUUUGUUGCUGAUGACAACACGAGUUAUCGGAUAUCGACAGGGGCCCCACCGCUGUACGGUGCUCCUGCGCUUCAGCCUGUCAGUGCGCCGUUGUCGAACCAGAACCAGAACCAGAACCAGAACGGAUCGUUUCUUUCCCAGCCAGUGCAGCCUUAUUCGAUGCCCUUCCAGGCGCCCCCGAUUCCUGUGCGGCCUUUGUCAGGAUCUCCGAAGGGACCGACGAUCGAGUCUCCGUUUGAGGUGGGGACAGAGUCGAGUGCGCACCAUCCAUUGUUGUCAGGAUUGUCUGCUGGGCCAGUAUCGGGUAGUAUUGGUGGUGGUGGUGGAGAUGGGCAUUAUCCUGUAUCUGCUUCUGGACCAGGAGGAGCGCUUUCUCCGUCGAUGGAUGCGGCGUCGAUGGAUGCGGUGUCGGUGGACUUGAUUCCGUGUGAGGCGAGUGAGGCGGGAGACCAUGAUCACUCGAGGUCGAACUCGAUUGUGUUGAACCGAGCGGGUCCUCUUGUUCAGAUUGGGUCAUUGAGUGGGCCAGUGCGGGGAAAGAGCGUCAGCCAGGGCCCAAGCCAGGGCCCAAGCCAGAGCCAUAUCAACGGUCAUAGCAAUGGCCAGGGCAAUGACAAGGCAGAGCUGGUUGAGGAUGGGGUGGACGGUCGACGCGACUCUACGGAGACUCUUGAAUACUUGGAGAUCUUGUAG
Molecule: messenger RNA, 1281 nt
Organism: Linnemannia hyalina
Lineage: Eukaryota; Fungi; Mortierellomycota; Mortierellomycetes; Mortierellales; Mortierellaceae
Source: the annotation of a GenBank genome assembly